GCAUCGUGUCUCUUUUAUUCUGUGGUAUCACGCUUAAACACUAUGCAUAUGAUAAUAUGUCUUUAAUGACCAAGCGAACUACAAAAUAUAUGUUUCGAGUUUUAGCGCAAUUAUCUGAAAAUUUUAUAUUCAUCUAUCUUGGAUUAACAUUAUUCACUGAAAAAGAUCUUGAAUAUAAGCCAUUCUUUAUAUUUUUCACCGCAAUAUUUAUAUGCGUAUCUCGAUAUUGUGCCGUGUUUCCACUUUCGAAUAUGUUAAAUGCUAUUGCGCGUUAUCGUAAACGGUCAGAAAUAAUUCCAAAUAAACAUUCCGCAAUGAUCUUCUGGUGUGGUUUGCGUGGUGCUGUGGCGUUUGCAUUAGCAGCUGGUCUCAAAGGUGAUAAUGCUAAUGCUAUGAAGACAACAAUUUUGGUAGUAGUGGUACUUAGUGUUAUUGUAUUUGGUGGCACGACAAGUCGAAUGUUAGAAAUUCUUAAAAUAGAAACAGGAGUAGACGAGGGAGAAAUUGAUAGCGAUGAAGAAUGUUAUAGUGAAUAUGAUGAUUAUAACAAUGUGCUAACAAAUUCUCAGGGGUCAAUUGUAUCGUCUGAUACUGGAGGUUCUGCGGAACACAAUAUUCCGUCAAGAAAUAUAUCCCCGAACAUCAAUGAUACAUCAACACAUGCUCAUUGGUUUAUAUCAUUUGAUGAUAAGUAUCUUAAGCCAAUAUUUAUACGUCAACGUGAUCAAAAUACAAAGCCGGAGGAUAGGUGGCAGAAUGAGAGAAACAGUAAUGAUGAAAUAAUUGGCCUGAGCUCGGAUCACAAAAACACUAGAGUAAAAGAUAACUGCGUCACAAAUUACUUGACAGAAGGUCAUGAUACUAUGGUCGAGACG
Messenger RNA from Racocetra persica, 875 nucleotides. The record is from the annotation of a GenBank genome assembly. Lineage: Eukaryota; Fungi; Glomeromycota; Glomeromycetes; Diversisporales; Gigasporaceae.